AUGCGUUACAAUCUGCUCCUUACAUCGUCGGUGCUCUUCUCCUCUGUCCUGGCUACAUGGGGCGGCGGAAACCAGGGGAGUUGGGAGGAUUGCACAGAAAAUGAAUCGUCUCUCAAAAAACGUACUUGGGAUUUCUAUCCCUCGAAUGGCGACGGCGACAGCGACUGUACAACCAAGGCCGAAAAACCUCACACGAAGACAAAGGUCUGGCCCUGCCCCAGCGAGGCGCCGCAGCCGAAACACACAACCGAGGAAGCACCUCCGUACCCGACCCAAGAGACGACACCGAGCAGCGAGCAGCCUACCUCGUAUGCUGCUGUACCGAUGCCUUCUGUGCCCGCACCCAACCCAUCUGUGCCCGCACCAAACUCAAUCAUCACCGUCACCGAAACAGAAACAGAAACAGCACCUUGCUCCUGUCUAGAGACCCUCCCGGUCUUCACCACAGCCGCUCCCACGAUUCCAGUCGUGACACCAGGCAUCCCAACCUAUUUCUCGACGCACCAGCCUUCCAACACAUCGUAUCCAACCGCGUCAAGCGCGCCAAACGCGACGUCGCCCCGGAGACCAGCCUUCACGGGAGAUGCUACGGCCACCAUGGCCAGUCGCCUCUCGUUUCUGGUGUUGGCUGGGGCAGCUGGGCUGAUUGUGCUUCUGUUGUAA
Molecule: messenger RNA, 663 nt
Organism: Drepanopeziza brunnea f. sp. 'multigermtubi' MB_m1
Lineage: Eukaryota; Fungi; Ascomycota; Leotiomycetes; Helotiales; Drepanopezizaceae
Source: RefSeq, a predicted model, not a curated record